This is a messenger RNA of Scaptodrosophila lebanonensis, 1023 nucleotides long. RefSeq names its product partner of Y14 and mago (gene Pym). Lineage: Eukaryota; Metazoa; Arthropoda; Insecta; Diptera; Drosophilidae. The coding region runs from base 125 to 739 and encodes 204 amino acids. The record is from RefSeq and is a predicted model, not a curated record. Gene Ontology annotation, cellular component: exon-exon junction complex; cytoplasm. Gene Ontology annotation, biological process: exon-exon junction complex disassembly. The transcript has a single exon. Gene Ontology annotation, molecular function: RNA binding.
GAUAUUUAGAAAACGGUAGCUUAUUGGUGGAGUCGGUUUCGGGCCAUCCCUAGGUAUAUCGAUAAGUAUUCACAAUAGCGGAUUGUUAUUGGUUCAGAGUUUCGCGUUUGCUAAAAUUUGUGAGAUGAGUACAUAUUUACAAAACAGUGAAGGCACAUUUAUACCGGCCACAAAGCGACCAGACGGCACGUGGCGCAAAGCCCGCCGUGUGAAAGACGGAUAUGUGCCACAAGAGGAGGUGCCUUUAUACGAGAGCAAGGGCAAGCAAUUUGCUCAGCGGCAAACACGAUCGGGUGUGCCUCCUGGCAUGUGCCCGUUGGUGGCUGCCGAGGCAAAGAAGGAACGCGAGAAACAAGAACGAGCUAAGACGAAAAAACUUGAAAAAGAACUAACAAAGAGCUCCAAAACGAUAGUAUCAAGUGCCGCAAAUGUGGAGCUCCCAACUUGCCCAACUACUACAGCCAAGCCGAAGCAGAUGUCUACAAGCAAGAGCGUAAUAGAAGUGGCUAGGACCCUGGAAGAUACAUUAAAGCUUGAUGACGUUGAAAAGAUAGACACGGCGAAACAAAUAAAGAAAUUACGGAAAAAAAUACGAGAAAUCGAGUUGAUUGAAAGUAGAAUGAAAGCUGGCGAAGUAAAGAAGUUGGAUAAGGACCAACUAGAUAAAAUAAAAAAAAAGCCCGAAAUUCUCGAACAGAUUAAACUUCUAGAAGACAACUCAGUACUGCCUCAGUCAUAGCUCUCUGGUCAUUUUAACAAAUACAAGCACGUGUCGCCGCCUCCACUCUACAUCCAUAUGUCUGUUAAAUAUUUUUAAAUUAAGUUUAGUUUUAGCUUAAGCUAUCCUCGCAGAUUUCCCGCCGCUUUUGAAUUGUCAUUCAUUAUUUACAAUUAUGUUCUGUCAUAUGUAGAUGUCUUAAUUUUUUUAGUUAAAAGUCUAUAGGCAGGAGAUUUUAAGUAUUUGUUAUUUAGGUAUUUUUGUAAAAAGUAAUUCGUGUUGGAAAUAAAUGAUAUAGAAGCAUA